Molecule: messenger RNA, 1356 nt
Organism: Aedes aegypti (yellow fever mosquito)
Lineage: Eukaryota; Metazoa; Arthropoda; Insecta; Diptera; Culicidae
Exons: 3
Coding region: 279-659 (126 amino acids)
Biological process (GO): septate junction assembly
Source: RefSeq, a predicted model, not a curated record
GCCAAUGCGCAUUAAGAAGCCACAUCGCGCCAUUCAUCGAGUUUAGUUUCGCGCCAACCGUCGUCUCGUUCAGUGCUCUUACAUUUUUGCUGUGUGUUCAAAACCUACCUCACUCGAUUCGAUUCCGAUUAUCGUCCCCCCGAUCAGUGUCCCCAUCGACGUGUGUGUGUGACAGUUAACCUCUUUGGUGGUGCUUUUGAGUCAAAACCGCAAUUAUUUUGCGUUUGUGAAUAAGAACAAGUUCCUGUGAAGAACCUACGAAAAACCAAACAGAAACAAUGGCCGUCAGUCGAUUGUCGAUGCUGAAAUUCCUCGAGCUGGCACUCACCAUCAGCUGCGUGGUGUUGCACUACAAAAGCUUGGGCGAGACCGAUGAGAUGACCGUUCUGCUCGUGGCCGGAACCUUCGUCGGGUACUCCAUCAUCCUGAUUGGUCUCUUCGCCGGUCAUCUCCUGGGCAAUCCGAUCAACAAGAAGAUCGACCUGUUCUUCAGCCUGCUGGGAUGCGCCAUGUUCAUCGCGUCCGGCGUGCUGGUCCUGCAGGCCUGGGAAAGCGGCUUCAAGACCGAACGGCGCCGACUGGCCAUCUCCAAGGGUGCGCUGGCCAUCAUCAACGGGGCGGUGUUCUUCAUCGAUUCCAUCUUUACAUUCAGAGAUUAAAGUGUUCAGAGAGAGAGAGAGAGGCCAAAAACAAAACAAAGAACGAUCCACGACGAGGUUGCGUCGACACGCAGAAAGAAGAAAAAGAGAUUUGAAUCUCGUCAUAUGACUUUUGUUUCAGACUUAUGUUAAGACGUGUGUCAUUCGCCCCUAGGAUUAAGGUUAAGUUUACUUUUUCUACGAUAUUUAUGUACAAUCGGCGAAUGGUUUUUGGAUUCGGCCGCGAUGGCAGCACAGUUUUGAACCGUCUUUACCCACUGUGCACCGACGUAGUAGUAUGUGUGAGAUCUGUGUAUGACAGUUGAGCAAUGUGAGAAAAAGCUUCCAGCCAGAACGCCGCCUGGCGUUCGCUAGCAACGAUGGCAAACGCUUUGCUCGGCUGAAAGCCGUAGAUGUCAGCAGUGCUUCUUUCCAUCCAUAGUUGGCUAUGAAAUGAAUGAAUGGUGAUAAGGGGUUGUACUUUGAUUACGUAAGACAAUUUUCGGAUAUGUUCUACCCAAGUCUCCUCAUGACAAGAAUUUUUAUAUGAAUAUUAAACAUAUAUUGUAUGGCGCGUGAGAAAUUAAAAAAAAAUCCCACUACAAUCACUUACGUAGUUUAUGUACGGCCCCUAUUGCAUGUUUCACAAUAUUUGGUUAAUUUACAGACGGUAAAUCUAUUAAAACUCUUAAAAUAAUGUUUUCAAUAAAACCGAAAU